Molecule: messenger RNA, 552 nt
Organism: Auanema sp. JU1783
Lineage: Eukaryota; Metazoa; Nematoda; Chromadorea; Rhabditida; Rhabditidae
Source: the annotation of a GenBank genome assembly
AUGAAAAUUGAAAAUCCGAAAGAUAAAAUAUUAUUCUCUAUAAGCGAGAUUCUUCCACAUCUAUAUUUGGCUGGCUAUGGCUGUAUAACAGAGUCUAAGCUUCGUAACUUUGGAAUAACUCAUGCUGUCGACGCAACGAACUUGUCAAAUAAACAAAUCCCUGCCAUCGAAUAUCUCAAAGUCAACGUAGACGAUGACGUCAUCUCAAAAAUUUCAAACCACUUUGAAGAUGUUUGUAACUUCAUAGACAAAGCGAAAAGCCAGGGAGGAAAAGUGAUUGUGUUUUGUGCUGCUGGAGUUAGUCGUAGUGCUACCCUCGUCCUCAUCUAUUUACUUCAAUGUGAAGGCAAAACACUUAAAGAUGCUUACUAUAUGGUCAAUCAGGUUCGACCCAUCAUUUCGCCUAAUUUGGGAUUCUGGAGACAGAUGAUUGAAUUUGAGAAAGAGAAGAAAGGCGAAUCAACUGUUACUUUACUUUCUGGACGAACAGCUCGACCCGUACCGGAUGUUUAUCUGCAUCGAGCUCUUAAUUAUAACACACAGAAAGCAUGA